UUCUGCAGGCCCGUGCACAACUCAUGCCGCUCCCUCGCAGCCUGUCCGUCACGUCCCUCCCAGGGAUGGAGGAGUGGGACGAAGACUUUGAUUUGGAGGAUGCUGUGCUUUUUGAAAUCGCCUGGGAGGUUGCUAACAAAGUUGGAGGCAUCUACACGGUGAUCCAGACCAAAGCCCGCCUGACCGCAGAGGAAUGGGGAGAGAACUAUUUCCUGGUGGGACCCUAUGUGGAGAGCAACGUGCGCACACAGGUGGAGCUAAUCGAGCCCACCAACCCGGUACUGAAGAGGACCAUUGACCAAAUGAACUCCAGUGGAUGUAAGCUCUACUUUGGUCGCUGGCUGAUAGAGGGCAGUCCUUAUGUAAUUCUGAUUGAUGUUGCAUACACCGCCUGGUCUCUGGACAGCUGGAAGAGCGAGUUGUGGGAGCACUGUUCUAUUGGAGUGCCGUGGUUUGACCGAGAGGCAAACGAUGCCGUGCUUUUUGGCUUCCUCACAGCAUGGUUUCUUGGGGAGUAUGCAGCGCAGUCGGAUGAGCCUCCUCAUGUUGUGGCCCAUUUCCAUGAGUGGUUGGCGGGAUUGGGGUUAGUCUUAACUCGACAGAGGCAGCUCCCCGUAGCAACCAUCUUCACUACUCACGCCACACUGCUGGGAAGAUACCUGUGUGCCGGAAAUGUGGACUUUUAUAACAAUCUGGCACAGUUCAAUCUGGACAAAGAGGCAGGUGACAGACAGAUAUAUCACCGGUACUGCAUCGAGAGAGCGGCUGCACAUUGUGCUCACGUUUUCACCACCGUGUCCAAGAUCACUGCUAUAGAGGCUGAGCACUUACUCAAGAGGAAGCCAGACAUCGUCACUCCAAAUGGACUUAAUGUUAAGAAGUUUUCCGCUGUACACGAGUUUCAGAACCUGCAUGCCAUGAACAAGAAUCGUAUCCAGGAGUUUGUCAGAGGCCACUUCUAUGGGCAUCUUGACUUUAACUUGGACAAGUGCUUGUUCCUUUUCAUUGCUGGAAGGUACGAGUUUUCCAAUAAGGGAGCGGACCUGUUUCUGGAGGCAUUAGCUCGACUCAAUUACCUCCUCAGAGUGAACAACAGUGAUGUGACCGUCAUAGCUUUCUUCAUUAUGCCAGCUCGAACAAAUAACUUUAAUGUGGAGACUUUGAAGGGCCAAGCAGUCCGGAAGCAGCUUUGGGACACAGCUCAGACUGUGAAAGAACGCUUUGGGAAGAAACUGUACGAGUCGCUUUUAGUUGGGCAGCUUCCAGAUGUGGCCAAAAUGCUGGACAAAGAAGAUUUCACGAUCAUGAAGCGUGCCAUCUUUGCCACGCAGCGCCAGUCCCAGCCUCCGGUCUGCACUCACAACAUGUUAGAGGACAGCAGUGACCCCAUUCUCAACUGCGUGCGCCGCAUCGGCCUUUUUAACAGUUCCUCUGACCGUGUUAAGAUAAUCUUUCAUCCAGAGUUCCUGUCAUCCACUUCUCCUCUACUUCCAAUGGAUUAUGAGGAUUUUGUGAGAGGCUGCCAUUUGGGGGUCUUUCCUUCUUACUACGAGCCAUGGGGCUACACACCAGCUGAGUGCACUGUCAUGGGAAUCCCAUCAGUGUCCACAAAUCUCUCUGGGUUUGGCUGCUUCAUGGAGGAACAUAUUGCAGAUCCCUCAGCCUAUGGUAUUUACAUCCUGGAUCGGCGCUUCAGGGGAGUGGAUGAGUCGUGUAACCAGCUCACGUCCUUCCUCUUCCAGUUCUGUAAGCAGAGCCGGCGCCAGAGGAUCAUCCAGAGGAACCGCACCGAGCGCCUCAGCGACCUGCUGGACUGGAGAUACCUGGGACGGUAUUAUGUCGCAGCUCGUCACAUGGCACUGGCCAAAGCCUUUCCUGACACCUUCUUUUAUGAAACUCAUGAGCCCACGUCGACUUCCGGAUUCCGAUACCCGCGGCCAGCCUCCGUGCCCCCUUCCCCAGCUCUGUCCCGCCAUUCUUCCCCCCAUCACAGUGAGGCAGAGGACAACGAGGACGAUGAUGAGCGCUACGAUGAAGACCUGGAAGCAGAAAAGGAUCGGGUGAACAUUCGGCAGCCCUACAACUACCCCUUCAAAAACAAAGUCGCUGCUACACAGGCGACCAACAGCGUCAGAGACAGUUACAUCAACGAUAAGAGCGAUAGGAGCAGUGAGUUGAGCAGCGAAUUGAGCAGCGAUAAGUGGAGCGACAAGGGGAGCGACAAGGGGAGCGACAAGGGGAGCGACAAGGGGAGCGACAAGGGGAGCGACAAGGGGAGCGACAAGGGGAGCGACAAGGGGAGCGACAAGGGGAGCGACAAGGGGAGUGACAGUGGGUUUGACAAGGGGAGCGACAGGGAGGAGUGA
This is a messenger RNA of Periophthalmus magnuspinnatus, 2366 nucleotides long. RefSeq names its product glycogen synthase 1 (muscle) (gene gys1). NCBI's taxonomy places the organism in Eukaryota, Metazoa, Chordata, Actinopteri, Gobiiformes, Gobiidae. Gene Ontology annotation, biological process: glycogen biosynthetic process. Bases 24 to 2366 code for a protein of 780 amino acids. The record is from RefSeq and is a predicted model, not a curated record. Gene Ontology annotation, cellular component: cytoplasm. Gene Ontology annotation, molecular function: alpha-1,4-glucan glucosyltransferase (UDP-glucose donor) activity. The transcript is spliced from 17 exons.